GACAGCGCUGAAUACGCGUCGGCCGUUCCGAGAAAACGGAUCCGACUUUGGUGAACACGUAUACGCAAAGAGUGACUCUUAUUAUCAAGUGAGGUACAAGAAGAAACACCGAAUUCCAGUCGAGUUAAGAUUUGGUGUGAACGAUGGAUUUUUGUUACAUAAAAAAAGUCAGAAAAUUGUUCCAGGGAAGCAGGGUGAGAAAGAAAUACCCGUUUUACUUCAAUGUGCGUUGGUGGUAGCAUGUUUGUUGUCGAUAAUUCUGUCAAUGGGGUUCGGAUACAGUCUAAGCGUGUUAUAUGCGGAGUUGAUUCGGGAGUUCAACGCCGACCGGUCCCUGGUAGCCCUUAACCAGAGCAUCUAUGAGGCCCUGAUGGCAGUCGGGGGAGUAUUGUGGAGUUAUCCGGUCUCCAAACUCGGAUAUGGCUACUCCAUUAUGAUUGGCGGCUUUCUUGGAAGCGUCUGCAUUGCUGUCUGCUCAUUGGCCAAAAGCGUACCGACUGUGAUUGUCCUUGUUGGAUUUCUAUCCGGGGCUUCUUUCGGCGUUGUCUAUAUGGGACCAUUUGUUGUUGCGGGUGACAUUUCUAAGCGAUACAAAGCGGCUGUCAUUGGAUUUGUAUCCAUUGGUUCAAGCCUGGGACAAUUCGCCAUGCCAUACGCGAUGGAAAGAUGCAUUUUCGAAUACGGCUGGAAGGGUGCGCUGAUGAUAUUAGGUGCUUUGUGUUUAAACGCCGUUCCAUGCGGGCUGAUCAUGGUCGUUGUACAAAGAGCGAGAGGUGCCGAAGGGGACAGUGCCCAGUCAGCUUCUGCGAAACGAAGCUUGUUCAAAUUAUCUCUUUUCAAUAGUAAAAUGUUUUGGCUGUUGAUGCUGAAUUCGAUUAUUCUCGCAUUUACGGCCCUGGCUGAGAGCAGAUUUCUAGUGGAUCUUGCUGAACUACGAGGUUACACACGAACAGAAGGGUCGUUCUUAAUCCAGAUGGUUGGAGCCGGGAAUCUGGUCGGUGGAUUACUGGGGGCCGUUUCAAAAAUAGCGUUCAAACUAAGCAGCGCCGCUCACAUGUCAUACUGGAUUCUUGUUAUCGCGGCUUCGCACGUGAUGGUCGUGUACUUGGACAUGUAUUCCGGUCUCAUCGGCGCGGCUAUCGUGAACGGGAUUGGGAUUGGAAAUAUCUACGCACAUGUUGCGGUGGCUAUGUAUGAAAUCUACGGGACGGAAGAUUAUGCGCCGUCAUUCGCUAUGUGGAACGUUUUGAAAGGCGUUGGAAACCUAAUGGGUGGAUCUCUAGGUGGCGUUAUACAAGAUAAAACUGGCAGCUACGAUUUACUGUUCCAGACUUCAACGAUUCUCAGUGUGUUCUACUCAGUUUCUUUUGCAGGAAUAUGUUUAUAUAGAUGGCGUCGAGUCCAAACAUAUACCUUAAUGGAGUAAUACCGCAUGGUUUAUAAACGUUUGAGAAAUUUUAAUUAUUUUGUAGUCGAACCUCGUUGGCUCGAAUUCGCUUGGCUCGAUUUCCUCGUUGGCUCGACUGACUGUUAAGGACCGAUUUUGUUUCUACGGAAUGUUAUCGUUCGAACUUCCCGAUGGUCGAGGUAUUUUCGCCGGUCCCUGGGAGUUCGAGCCAACGAGGUUUGACUGUUCAUGUUUUUUUAUAUAAAGAACGCUGAAGAUUGUUUGUUAAUACUAGGUCGAUUAAUGCGUGCAGUGAAUAUUUUUAGACUAAUCAUACU
Messenger RNA from Mya arenaria, 1725 nucleotides. RefSeq names its product monocarboxylate transporter 12-like. The transcript has a single exon. The coding region runs from base 266 to 1426 and encodes 386 amino acids. Lineage: Eukaryota; Metazoa; Mollusca; Bivalvia; Myida; Myidae. Gene Ontology annotation, molecular function: monocarboxylic acid transmembrane transporter activity. The record is from RefSeq and is a predicted model, not a curated record. Gene Ontology annotation, biological process: transmembrane transport.